AACAUACAUUAGAUUGACUGAAAUAAAUGUUCCUGAUGAUCAAAGUGAUUUUAAUGUUUAUGACCAAUAUCUUAAAGAAUACGGUGUAACAUUUUAUUAUGAUUAUAAAGAAGCCAUAAUUCCGCAUGCUUUUUCGGUCUUGUUUUUAUGGUUUGAAUUAUUAUUACUGAUGCGAUUCUUCUCGGGCACUGCGACUUACAUUAACAUAAUUAUAAAUAUCUUAAAAGCUAUUUGGCCUUUCCUAAUGUUUAUGUUAAUGACAACCGUUGCUUUCGGUCAUGCAAUGUAUAUCAUUUUAAAACAACCUGAAAACCUUGAUUUAAAGCCUAACGGCGACAGUUAUAAAAUGAAUUCUUCGGACGGUACCGAAAACCUUAAUAUUACACAAGAUUUUGAUGUGAAAAAUCCCAACGAUAAUUUUUAUGUAAAUUUUGCGUAUUCUGUUAUGGGAGUUUAUUUUUGGAUUCUUGGAAGAUGGGAUCAAUUAGAACGUUGGGAUUUCUGGCCAGUUCACGUAUUUAGUAUAGCCGCAAGUAUAUUAUUGGUUAUCAUCAUGCAGAAUUUGUUGGUCGCAUUUAUGACGGGUGUGUAUGAAAAUGCAAGAAAUAAUGUAAAGUUGGCGGUAUUAGGUUAUAGAGCGAAUUUUAUCGCUGAUUAUGAAUUGUUAGAAAAACCAACCGGUAAUUAUAAAAGAAAUCCGCGAUAUAUCUACUAUGUUGGAACUCCUGAAUAUCAAAAGCAAUGGCUUGAUAAAGCUGAAAAAUAUAGAAAAAUUCAUAAAUCAUUAUCAUUUGAUGAUAUUAUUAGUCAAUUAUCAAAAGACGAUGAUUCGGAUAAUGAUGAUAUUUCGAUUGAAAAACUUGAUGAAAAAUUAAUGAAAAUACAAGAUGAGAUGAAAAACGAUGUAGCUUCAAAGUUUAAUUCAGUUGAAAAGAGUAUUAAAGAACUGUUAACGAUCGUUAAGAGUAAAUGA
Funneliformis mosseae is the source of this 973-nucleotide messenger RNA. Lineage: Eukaryota; Fungi; Glomeromycota; Glomeromycetes; Glomerales; Glomeraceae. The record is from the annotation of a GenBank genome assembly.